AAGCUAGGUAACAGCAGAGUACAUUUUUUACGAAUAUGUGGCACAUUUGUAGUGCAACAACAAUGCAAAUGAACUUGGCAUUCAUUUGAACAAUUUCACCAUGCAGUCGGGUGUACAGUGAAGCCACCUCGAGUCGAUGGUACUUCCUUUAUAGUUUUCAAGGUAUGGAUGCUACUCAGAGGAUCUGUGACUCAAUAUUGGAGUCAGAUGAGGAGGAUCAUGAAGAUGAGAGUGAAAAUAAGAGGGGACGACCAUUGGCUAAACUGUACAUCUUAAAAAAUGCACACAUACCUGAGACAGAGGUUCCUCUCUUUUUGGGAGAAAACGUCCUGGGCCGUGACCCCAACACCUGCGCCGUGCCCCUGAUAGCACCCUCAAUUUCGAAGCAGCACGCCACCAUCUGCCUCUCAGUCUACAGGAAAAGAGGACGUCACAGUGAAGUGGACAUAGAGGCUUUGGUUUGGGACCAAGGGAGCAUGAAUGGGACCCGCAAGGGCCAAAAGAAGCUGACACCUAAUGUACGCUAUGCCCUCAGUGAACGUGACAGCUUGGUGGUGGCAGACAUCCCAUGUCAGUAUGUGAGCUGCGCUGAAGAUGCUGUUUCCUCUCAAGGGGAUGCGAGGACUCCUGUGAGCAGACAUUCAGGGGAAAAGGCCACGCGGCUACAUGCCACAAGCACAAGCGGCAAGAAAUAUGUCAACGGUGGUACAAGAGCUAGGGUGUCAUUACCUGAUCAGGAGGACACCAUGAAGACCCCUGGCGUAACCACUGUCCUGUCCUUUGAGCAAACCCCAACCUACCCAGAAGGGAGCCUGGUCCCGGAGUCUGAUUCGGACUCAGACGGAGAAACAGGGCAAAGAAGGCGCAAAGCAAUAGUGUCCGAUUCUGACUCCCAUAAAUCCAGUCCCAGAUGUUCAACAUUCCUGAGUCCCACAAACAAAACCGUCCCUGAAAGGUAA
Notothenia coriiceps (black rockcod) is the source of this 959-nucleotide messenger RNA. Its product is annotated as mediator of DNA damage checkpoint protein 1-like. The record is from RefSeq and is a predicted model, not a curated record. Bases 165 to 959 code for a protein of 264 amino acids. Lineage: Eukaryota; Metazoa; Chordata; Actinopteri; Perciformes; Nototheniidae. The transcript is spliced from 4 exons. Gene Ontology annotation, molecular function: protein binding.